Yarrowia lipolytica CLIB122 is the source of this 315-nucleotide messenger RNA. RefSeq lists its product as uncharacterized. Lineage: Eukaryota; Fungi; Ascomycota; Dipodascomycetes; Dipodascales. The record is from RefSeq and is a predicted model, not a curated record.
AUGGAGAAAACCGUCAAGGCUGCGGAAAACCUGAUCGACGCCCAGACAGACUACACAGUCACGUGGCUAGACUCGCUGGAGGUGGUGAAUCGCAAACAGACACACAAGUACAAGCAACUUGCCGAGUCGACCAAGGGCCUCGAAAACGAUAGAGAGUACCUCGAAGGUCUGAACAACGAGAACGCAAGGUACGUGGACCAGCUCAAACAGGUCCGUGGCCACCUCGAUACUCUGGAGAAGCUAGUUGGAGAGGUGGACGAGUGGUCCAAGGAGCUGGAGGUUAAAGUGAGGCGAAUGCAACAAGAGAGGAGUUAA